Molecule: messenger RNA, 4225 nt
Organism: Benincasa hispida (wax gourd)
Lineage: Eukaryota; Viridiplantae; Streptophyta; Magnoliopsida; Cucurbitales; Cucurbitaceae
Biological process (GO): positive regulation of transcription by RNA polymerase II
Cellular component (GO): Ino80 complex; NSL complex; MLL1 complex
Molecular function (GO): G-quadruplex RNA binding; protein binding
Source: RefSeq, a predicted model, not a curated record
UUAUCAAAAAGAAAGAGAGAGAGAGAAAAGAACGAAAGAAAAGAAAAGGGUGGGAAAAAAAGAAAACCCUAAGCCCCAUGAGCCCCAUCCACUUCCUCUUCCUUCUCCCUCUCACGUGUUUUCAAGCCGCCAAACACCCACCCCUCCUCUUCAUCUCCGGCGACUCCGCCUCCUCUCCGACGACUGCAACCACUGUCACUUCUCUUCACCGGCCAGCCCAAACUCACAACCGACGCCGCAACCCGCAUCACCCACGACUAGCGAUUGUGCGUUUCGGCUGCCACGGCGUGAACACCUUGCGGCAGUUCAGAAAUCCUCGAACCAGCGGCGAUUCUGAUCUUGGAGCCAUACCCUUCUUUGUUUUACUCCUCUCGCUGCUACGGUUAGUGCUAACAUUACACACUUUAUAAAGCUCUGAUAAGGAAUUGUUGCUCUAGGAAGAUGGGAGCUCUUGCCCCUGUCGCGCCUUGGACUCCUGAAGAUGAUAUUCUGCUCAAGAAUGCCGUUGAGGCAGGUGCUUCCUUGGAGUCCCUUGCCAAAGGUGCUGUGCAGUUUUCUCGAAGAUAUACAGUCAGAGAAUUACAAGAAAGAUGGCAUUCUUUACUGUAUGAUCCAAUUAUAUCUGAAGAUGCAUCUAUGUCCAUGAUUGACUUUGAGCGUUCUUCUUCCAUUCUUCCGUCAAAGUUCAACAAAUUUGGGAAUACAAAAGAAACUAAAAGUAUUGGUGGGAAGAGAAAACGGAGUGUACGCAGUUGCUAUUAUGCUUUGCGUAAAAGAGUUUGCAACGAACCAUUUAACCCUAUGGACCUGAGUUUUCUUGUUGGACCCAGUGAUAGCAACUAUGCUGUUGAAGAGCCUAUGUCAGGAAAUUGUAUUCCUCCAACAUCAGAUGAUUUUGGACUUCAGGGCUCAGAGCUGGGGAUCUUACCAUGCAAUUUUGCCCAGAAUGUGAUGAAUACUGAUGAUGCGGAGCACGAUUUUCAUUCUGGAUGUCAACAUACAGUUGAAAAGAAUUUUGCUAGGAACCUGGAGAAUGGACAGGAGGGGAUUUCUCACAUCAUGAGAGAGAGUCUGCCUCUCUCUGCAAAUGAAUCUCAUGUUGAAGAAAUGGCUCCAUCAUCUGGCUUUCCAGUCCAUAGUCUCUUUGAUAAUGAUUUGGAGGUGAGACAUUCUACUUUUGGGCAACUGACCCAUGAUCAGAGAGCGAUGGGCUCUGAACUAGAGGAUAACGAUGUCUUUAAUUCUCCUGUUUCUGAUUCUGGUGCAUCAUUUCACAAUGUUGAGUACUCAUCUCCUCUUCCUGGUAUGCCAAUAUGGAGAAAUGCCUCAGCACCGGCCUUGCCUAUUGAUGUUGGCUUUGCAGAUAAGGAUAUACCUAUAGGUGACUCUUUUGAACUACCUGAUGAUGAUGGGAACAAAAACAUUCAAAAUGCAAGAUUAGCAGGCUAUGAUGCUCACUCUGACCUAAAGUUGAAGAUUGAGGUCCAGCACGAUCAUUUGGAAAAUCCAAAUGCCACUGCCGAAGUCUAUUUUGCAGAAUUGUCCAAUUCUCUUUUGAACUUGAGCAAUGAAGAUGAGCUACUUUUCAUGGAUGUUGAUGGAAAGGACGUGAUUGAUAAGUCAUAUUAUGAUGGUUUGAGCUCGCUUUUGUUGAAUUCACCAAAUGAAGUCAAUCAUGAUCAAACAAGUAAUGCAAUUAAUGCAGAAACAGUGUUACCAUCGGAUACAAUGAUAGAUCCCCCCACUGCAUGUUCUGGAGAGUUAUAUGAAAAAGGAUCCGACUGUGGUGUUGGACAUUUGGAUUGUAGUUCAGAAGCUCCUCCAUCACCAUCUGCAUCUUUAAGCAGUCAAUGUCCUGGUAAAGGUAACGAACCUCUUUUUUGCACUUUGAACACAGAAGACCCAGAAAUCCCGAGCAAUGAUGACGUUUUUCUACCUCCAUUAACACCUAUGGGGGGCCACUUUUCAUCUACCAAGGAUUUCACUUAUAAUGAGAAAUCUGGUGAGUCUCAAUACCUUGCGAGGGAGAGGAAAAAUCAUGGACAACCUCGUAUUUCAUCUCUAUCAGGACUGCAUAGUUUGCCUGAAAGAGUUGAAAAGCAUCUGGUUGGUGGAGCUGCGGCUAAUUUUAAAUUAUCCCAUAGCAACUCCAGGCACUUGUCGCCUGUGAACAAUAUUAGCUCCAUAAAUGUAAAUAGUGAUGCUAUCCAACCUGUUGUGUUCAAGGAAGAGAACAAUGAAAUUUCCCGGGUAAAUCAUCUUGGCCAGAAUUUUUUAAAUACUCAUGUAGAGAAGCCAGGUUUUGAUUCUGCCAAUGUUAAAAGAUAUCCACCAAGUGCUGCUUGUGGCAUUAAACAGGAACCAGAUAUAUUGGCUACAUUAAAAGAUCAUAGGUUAUCACAGGAAGGGGGUACUCGAGGUGUUUUUGGUGUAGAUCAAGAUGGAAUAUCUUCAACAUCUGAUCAAGAAGACUCAUCUAUUAACAGUGAAGACGAUGUGCCUCAUUUUUCAGAUAUUGAAGCGAUGAUACUUGAUAUGGACUUGGAUCCAGAAGAUCAGGAUCUUUAUUUAAGUGAAGAAGUCUUAAAAUACCAACAUGCGGACACAAAGAAGAGCAUCAUAAGACUGGAGCAAGGGGCUAAUGCUUGCAUGCAAAGAUCUAUUGCAUCUCAUGGGGCAUUAGCAGUUCUAUAUGGCCUACAUUCGAAGCAUUUCAUUAAGAAAUCAGAGGUUCUAUUAGGUAGAGCAACUGAGGAUGUCAUCGUGGACAUUGACUUAGGAAGGGUGGGAAGUGGUAACAAAAUAUCUCGACGACAGGCAAUUAUAAAAAUUGAUCAAGAUGGAUUUUUCUCCCUGAAGAAUCUUGGCAAAUGCUCAAUCUCCAUAAACGACAAGGAUGUGGCCCCUGGACACUGUGUGCGACUUAAUUCUGGCUGCCUCAUUGAGAUAAGGGGAAUGCCAUUUAUAUUUGAGUCACACCCAACUCGUAUGAAGCAGUAUGUUGUUAACAUAAGCAAGACAUCUCACAAACAGGAGUAUCAAUCAUGAUGACAGAUGACAACCUAGCUGGCAUGAACAGUUGUACAGUCUGGAGGUGCUUGUUUUUCUGCACUUCAUGGGUUCUUUAGGUAUACCGUGUUAAUGUUUUUUUUCCCCUUAAAUUUAUAAUAUAUAUAAAUAAAAGACCAGCUAUCGUCGAGCAAAAAAUUGAAAGAACACAAGGACAUACAAAAAAAUGAACUCCAUGAAAGGAGGGAGCACCCUAGAGAAAGGGUCUCCAAUCUUAACAAAAUAUGGCCUAUAGAAUAUGAAGGGGUAUGCUGUGUUAAGUUAUCUGGUAUGCGAGUAGAAAUGUGAAUUCUAUUCGUUUUGGUAAUUCAGUAGUUUCGUAUAUUGCUUUGUGAUUCUACGUCUUUCUUCUCAAUGAGGUUUCAUUGGAUUGCUAAAGAUGGGAAGUAAUAGCAACACUUUUGUGGAAGAUUAUUUCGAUCAGUAACAUCGAUGAGGAGCUGGCCAAGCAACCAAAUUGUGAAGAUAUAGACAUCCAAGUUGGUGAUUUCGACCGGCCAUCAGGUUUCACCAUGAUGUUCGUUCCCAUCGUUGCUCUUUGGAGCCCACCAGCUAAAGUUGCAACCCUCUUGGAUAGCUUGAGGUCAAAUUGAAGGCGAAAGCUUCUUCAAGUACUCACCAAGUUUAUGGCCGAUGCUUGCAGUCGGCUGGAAGCUAUUGUUCGAGGAAACCAAGAAAGGAAUGAUUGAUAUACGUGUGUUUGGGAAAAUAUCUUGCCAAAUAAAGCAACUAACAACAAUCAACAAGUGCCUGACUAUGCACAAACGAUGGAAAAAGCAAGAAACGUUCAAGACAACAAAAAAAAAAGCGAGGCUAUGUUCCCAAUAAACCGAAAUGGUUCGAUUCAUCAACAAAACUCUAUUUCGGUGAGAUUGACCGACCGAAAUGAUAAUACAAAAAUCGGUUUUUGGUUCCAUUGUAUUUUCCUUUGUUGGGAAGUUUUUAGAUUGGUUGAUAGACGGAGAGUUUCUUCCAAUAUGCUUAGGCAAGAAGAAACUAUUGGAUUUCAAGUUUCAAAUCAGAGCUUAAGUUAGUCGAGUAUAUAUUUUAUACAACUGGAGAUAAUAUGACAAAAAAGUCAUCAAGAAGAAUCGACUAAAAAUGCUUUGAUUUCCUUCAAUCAUUAACAAAUUUUAUCGAACCAAUAUCAAGAUAA